ACCGACUGCAGGGUCGAAGACGGGGACAGAGCAGGAAAGACCUGCCCUCCCUCUCCCGCGCGGGGCACAGGUCUGGGAGGCUGGCGGGCGUAUACACAACAGCGCCUGCGCACCAAGGCACGAGACAAAAGGGUGACGGACUUUCGUCACCGAGCUUCGCCCAGCGGGCGGUGCCCGAAAUGCAGCAACCGCGGCUGGCACGGGGACGCGAUUUCGAUCCGGGGAGUCAAGGACACCGCGCGCCGGAGCCCAGCUUUCGCGCCUUUCGAGAGGCAAGCGCGCAGCCGCCACAGGGUCCGCCGCCCGCGGGGCCCGGACGCGAGCGCGCGGGCAGGCGCGUUGGCGUUUGUGCGCACGCGCCCUCAGACGCGCGAGCGCGCGCGGCGACUGGGAAGGUGAAGAAGGAAGCAGAGGGGAAGGGGUGGGGUUGAACGGGGCCUCGCGCAUGCGCGCUCCGCGCACACCAUUUGGCGGGUUUUCCUUGAUUGCUCCGUUUUGCUCCAGUCCUCGAGAUGCUCCGCCGUAGCUUUUAGGAAGCAGGACGUUCUCUCCAGAAGAGCGAGUUAACGAGAUUUCUGCUUCCUCCCUUCGGGUGUUUGGGGCUUCUCCCAAUUAAAAUAAGGCGCUCCUCCGUGACUGACGCCUGGGACCUUCUGACCGCCUGAGGGCUCGGGCUGUUUGGUCCCCUUCCGUCUCGGUCUCCCGAAGGGUGAAAGGAUCAGGGGAAGCUCGUCCUGCCCCUCGAUCUCCACGCCGCGGGUUCCUUAGACUCCGGUCCGAGCUCGGUGGGCCGGACCCCCGGCCGCCCCCUGAGUCACCAUGAGCGUGUCGGCCCAGCGCCUGGUGGAGGAGUUGCAGAUCUUUGACGUGGAUUGCGAUGAGGCUCUGGCUGAGAAAUUGGUAGAGCUGUGCAUUCUGUAUGGACAGAAUGAAGAGAAAAUGGCCACUGAGCUUAUAGCCUUCUGCACCAGCAUAGGUAACGUUCGCCUGACCUCAGAGAUCCUGAGCUCUUUUGAGCAUGAGUGUCUGAGCAAAAGAUUGCCCAAAGCCUCGCACAGAGCCUCCGGGGAUGGUGGGCACGCAGGAGCUAGAGACAUUGUUUCCAUACAAGAACUAAUUGAAGUGGAGGAAGAAGAAGAGACCCUCUUGAACUCUUACACCACACCCUCUAAGGGUUCUCAGAAGCGAGCUAUCACCACCCCAGAAACCCCCCUAACCAAAAGGACUGUGUCUACUCGGAGCCCCCAUCAGCUUCUCUCGCCGUCGAGUUUCUCUCCAAGUGCUACUCCCUCUCAGAAGUACAACUCGAGAAGUAACCGCGGAGAAGCGGUUACCUCCUUUGGCUCAGCACAGGGAGUGUCUUGGUCUGGAAGAGGAGGGGCUGGCAAUAUCAGCCUGAAGGUCUUGGGGUGUCCAGAGGCACUAACCGGGAGCUACAAAUCAAUGUUUCAGAAGCUUCCAGACAUUCGAGAAGUUCUGACCUGCAAGAUAGAAGAACUCGGCAGCGAACUUAAGGAACAUUACCAGAUUGAGGCUUUUACUUCCGUUCUGGUCCCAGCUCAAGAGCCUGUCACUCUGCUGGGCCAGAUUGGCUGUGAUACCAACGGGAAGCUGAACAGCAAAUCCGUGAUUCUUGAGGGAGACCGGGAACAUUCCUCAGGGGCUCAAAUUCCAGUGGAUUUAUCUGAGCUCAAAGAAUACUCUCUAUUUCCCGGACAGGUUGUAAUUCUGGAAGGAAUCAACACCACGGGUGGAAAACUUAUUGCCACCAAACUCUACGAGGGUGUGCCGCUUCCAUUUUAUCAGCCCACCAAAGAGGAUGAAGAUUUUGAGCAAAACAUGGUCCUGGUGGCCUGCGGGCCAUACACGACCUCCGACAGCAUCACGUAUGACCCCCUGCUUGAUCUAAUUGCCAUCAUCAACCGCGACCGGCCAGAUGUCUGCAUCCUGUUGGGACCUUUCCUGGAUGCUAAGCAUGAGCAGGUUGAGAACUGUCUGCUGACAAGUCCAUUUGAAGAUGUCUUCAAGCAGUGUCUACGGACAAUUAUUGAAGGGACACGAAGCUCUGGCUCCCACCUCGUCUUUGUCCCAUCGCUGAGGGAUGUGCACCACGAGUCCGUGUACCCACAGCCACCCUUCAGCUACUCCGAUCUGCCUCGAGAAGACAUCAAGCGAGUGUGGUUCGUGUCUGAGCCCUGCAGCCUCUCCGUGAACGGAGUGGUCUUCGGCCUGACGUCCACGGAUCUGCUGUUCCACAUGGGAGCCGAGGAGAUCAGUAGUUCUUCCGGAACUUCAGACAGACUCAGCCGAAUCCUCAAGCACAUCCUGACCCAGAGGAGCUACUACCCGCUCUACCCUCCCCAGGAAGACAUGGCCAUUGACUAUGAGAAUUUCUACACCUACGCACAACUGCCUGUCACCCCAGACGUCUUCAUUAUCCCAUCAGAGCUGAAAUACUUCGUGAAGGCGCCUCGUCUGAAGACAAGAACCAGGGACAAGCCCCAGCUUGGGGAGCUGGUUCUCCCUCAAGAUCCCCUGCACGUGAAGCACCCAGCUGCGGGGUAGGGGACCUCAUGUCUUUGUCUCCGGAUGUGGCAUUUGGGGAGUCCCGGGGCCCUCUUCCACAACCUUGAACCCCUGUUCAGGAAUAGCAUUUGUACUUCUACCAAUCCCAGGGUCGGCUAAAGGCCUGCCCCUCCCCACCUUGGAAAACCCUUGCCUGGGAAGAUUCACCAACAGGCCCUUGGCCAUGAUAAACAAGCCUCUGAGCCCUUAUCUCGUGAACCCAUGUGGCUCUCAGGGAGCCACGGCUCUUGGCAAGUAUCCUGGUGUUGCUGCUGAAGAAGCCUCGCGGGGAAUUGUAGUGUCUUUGUCCUCACUUGGCAAGGUGUAAAGCCCCUUUUCCCCUUAUUACAGACUCAGCCAUCUGAGUCCAGAGGCCCUGUGAGAUGGGGCAGUUGGCAGAGGGAGAGGAAAGACCCGCGGGGGCGGGGGGUGCGGGGGGAGGCGUGUGCAGGGCAGACGGAGGCAAAGGGGUGCAGCCUCCCGGGUGAGAAAGCAGGAGCUCAGCAUGAAUGGGAGCGCGAGUCCGUUGCCUGGAUACGAGUCGUGUGACUAUUGGAAGUGAUCGGGGAGGGCCAGGGCAGGCAUCUAAAACUCAAACAAAAAGCAGGGUGCGAACCCCAGAUUGCAGACAGGUCUGGCAGGCAUGUGCCUCUCUGCCACCAGACGGUCCCUUUGGCUCUUGUCAGGAAGUCGGUGCCCAGCUGAGCCAGCUGGCUGCUCCUAGGCCCCUUUUGAGCUGGGUUGCUAAUUUCUGGAAUCUUCCUCCCUCUCGCUCCCGCCUGCGCUGGGGCACGCGACCUCUGGAGUAAGGCUCUGAGUCUGGAGUGAGGCUCUGGGAGGGCAAUCGGUGAGGAGGGUGGGUGGAGGAAGCCGAGGAGCCGGGGCCUGGCCAGAGCGCCAGGGAUCCACCUGCUUCAGAACCCCCUUUUGCUCAAUGGCACCUCCUGUGGUCCUGGUCGUGCCUGUGUCCUCGGGACACAAGCCUUAGGGUGAAGCAGAUGGUCCUGAGGAAACAAAGUCUCUGUACUCUUACCCAGUUCCACACCUCCAUGUCCCAGCUGUUGUGCCCCCUCAGGGCCACCCGGGCUACCAACCACCUCUUCUGUUGCCGGUAGAGCCUGAGGCUGCCCUCGCUUAACCCUUGCAUGGCCACCUUUUAGAAUCCAGGCUCUGUCUCUAGGAAGGUCAGGGGUGAGCUGCUGAGGGGAACCCAAGUGGAUCCCCAGAACAAAACUGGGGGCUUGGGGCGGUGGGGGCACCCGGAGGGGGGCUGGGGCAGGGCCAUGACUCUGCUCCUUGGGGCCCGUAUCCUGCUCUGCCUUUCUGCAGCUACUUUGGGCCUGGUGUUUCCUUUCCCUUGACCUAGGGUCACCCAGCCCGGCUCAGCCUGUCUUGCAGCUUCCCCUGGUGCUGGGAGUAGCCUUUUGGGCUGAUAUUUCAUUUCUGUUUGGGACACAUUUCCUUUCCCCUGACCCUGAGGCUCCUGGCCGAGCCCCCCACCCCACCCCCAAGAACCAGUCUUGGUUGGCCACAUGGGGCUCUUCCUCCGGACUUGGGCCUUUGAACUCACCAUGAAGGGCCUUGACUGAUGGCGGGGCAGGGUGGGGGCUAACAUUUUAAAAUUUAUUGAGAUCUGGCAGCAUCACCUUUACCAUUUUAACGGGCACCAUGCUGUGGUUUUUAGUACACUCGCAAUGUUGUUUGAACAUCAUUACUAUGUGAUUCCAGAGGAUUCUCGUCACCUCUGAAAGAAACCCCAUCCCCACUAGCAGUCACUACCCCUCCCACUCCCUGCCCGCAUCCCCUAGAAAACACAAGUCUACUUUCCGCCUCGACAGACUUGUCUGUUCUGGGCGCAUGAUAGAAAUGGAAUCAUACGAUACGUGGUCCUCUGUGGCCGGCUUCGCUGAGUGUCCCGUUUUCAGGGGUCACCAUACCGUAGCAGGUGUCAGUAAAUUUCUUUUCCUUUUUUGAGUGAUUUCCCAUCGUACAGAUAGAUGGCAUCUUCUUCAUUCAUUCAACGGGGUGAUGGACACUGGGGCUGUUUCUAGUUUUGGGGCUGUUGGGAGUGACGCUCCCUGGAGCACCUGGGUGGCUUAGGUGGCUAAGCAUCCAACCCGAUUUGGGCUCAGUUCGUAUCUCACGGUUUGCCAGUUGGAGCCCCGCGUCAGGCUCUGCGCUGACAGCGCAGACCCUGCUUAAGAUUCUCUCUUCUCCCUCUCUCUCUCUCUGCCUUUCCCCCACG
Messenger RNA from Neofelis nebulosa (Clouded leopard), 4810 nucleotides. RefSeq names its product DNA polymerase alpha 2, accessory subunit (gene POLA2). The record is from RefSeq and is a predicted model, not a curated record. Gene Ontology annotation, cellular component: alpha DNA polymerase:primase complex. The coding region runs from base 820 to 2565 and encodes 581 amino acids. Gene Ontology annotation, biological process: DNA replication initiation; DNA replication. NCBI's taxonomy places the organism in Eukaryota, Metazoa, Chordata, Mammalia, Carnivora, Felidae. The transcript is spliced from 18 exons. Gene Ontology annotation, molecular function: DNA binding.